Brassicogethes aeneus is the source of this 1962-nucleotide messenger RNA. The record is from the annotation of a GenBank genome assembly. NCBI's taxonomy places the organism in Eukaryota, Metazoa, Arthropoda, Insecta, Coleoptera, Nitidulidae.
CUUGCACCGGGUAAAGAUCCCCACACAAAAUAUCCUGCUUGCAAUAACGCGAUAACGUGUGAUAAGUUCCGAGUUUAACCGACUUAUAAACAUUAUUUUUUAUUUAAGUGAAGUUUAAAUAUUGGGUUCUUCACAAGAGGAUUUCAUUUUAUAUCAAAAUUUCAAAACUAUGCAGGAUAUUUUUUUGCCAAGAUGCUACUUAACAACAUAUGAAAUGUGUUGAUUGUGUAGUAAUUAUAAGACUUUAAAAUGAACGAGACGGACAGCAAAAGGAUAUGCGAUGAGAAAAACAACAAUACCUUUUUGGAUGGUUUGGGCUGUCCAGGAAGAUUUGACGGUUGGUCCUGCUGGCCACCGACUCUUGCAGGGGAAGUGGCAAAGCAGCCCUGCCCAGAUUUUAUACGAGGAUUUGAACCUGCAAACUUCGUCUAUUAUAAAUGUGAAGAUGAUGGAAGCUGGAUAUUCAAUGUGGAGAAAAAUUAUAGUUGGGUGGACUACAAUACCUGUGUAAACUUGGAGGAUCUUAAUUUUCGAACAAACAUAACUAUCAUAAACUCCGUGGGAUAUGGAAUUUCAUUUCUGGCUCUUCUAGUUUCAUUAGCCCUGCUGUUUUAUUUUAAGUCUUUACGAUGCGCCCGCAUUCUCAUCCACAUGAAUUUAUUCACCUCCUUCGCAGUUAAUAGCUUUUUGUGGCUCGUUUGGAAUUCACUGUUGCUAAAUGAGCCCGAAAUACUACAAAACAACUCGAUCUGGUGCAUACUAUUCAACAUAAUACUGCAGACCUUUCUGAUUUCAAAUUAUUCAUGGAUGUUAUGCGAGGGUCUAUAUCUGCACACCGUUCUUGUUUGGGCCUUCAUAUCGGAAACGCGCCUGUACAAAGGUAUGUUGGUCAUCGGAUGGGGUAUACCUUUUCUGGAAACGAUUGUCUAUGUUUCCGCGAGAGCAUCUUUGGGGGAGGAAAAGGAUCUUAAAGAGUGUUGGUCCAAAGAAACAUCUUUCGACAUAAUUAAACAAGUUCCUGUUGCUGGCACAAUUAUCCUUAACUUGUUGUUCCUGUUAAACAUUGUUAGAGUAAUGAUAACAAAGUUAAAUAGUGGUCCAGGACACGAUUCUGGAUCCUCUAGAUCUUCUUUACAAGCUCUAAGAGCCACUCUUUUGUUGUCUCCACUUUUUGGCAUAACGUAUUUGCUUAUACCACAUCGUCCGACCGCGGGCAGCCCUUGGGAACACACUUAUGAAUACAUUUCAACCAUCACCGCCUCUUUACAGGGCCUUUGUGUCGCAAUUUUAUUCUGCUUCCUUAAUGGAGAGGUCCAGGCUCAAGUAAAAAGAAAAUGGAGGAUAGCAAUGUUCAGACCGAGAGCCAGUUCGUGUACUGUAACCACCGUGUCGGUACGUAAGUUCGUCAGAUCAACUUAUCCAGCGAAUGGCGAAGAAAAGGUAUGACUAGGGGCCCUAGGCCGUAGGGCCUCGCACUGGAUAAAUUCUCGCCGCACUUCAACCGUAAAAACUGCGGAAGAAAAUGCGCAAGUUUAGAAUUGAGGUGUUUAAACAUUUACGACUGUAUGUUCUCUAGCAAUACUUAAGAAAAAUAUUUGCAUUUUGUUCCAAUAUUUUCUUUGCAAACACAACGAGAGGGUUAAAUCCAAUCUACUAACAUUGCACCAAUAAUAGCCGGUUUUGUUUUUUUACUUCCUUCGAGAAUAGCAAAAAACGAGUAAACGUGAUAUAUCUUGAAAAUCUUAAUUUUGUGAAUUUUUUGAUAAAAGGAUUUAAAAAUUCUACAUAGAACGUGUUCUGUAAUGCAAUUAACUAAUUAUAUUUUUUGCAAAAGUAUUAAAUUACAAUUUUAAUUACACUACCUACAUCAUAGGAUAAUAACCAAGCGUAAUUUUAAAAUGCAAAUAAUUUUUAUCUUUACGAUAAGUUAAGGCUUCGUUGUGUUUUUAAAACCUAUGUACU